AUGGACCUGUUCAAGAAAGAUCAGGAGAAAGCUAAGGGACAAACUCAGACCGGUGCAAGUGCGAGCAUCCACAAGAUCAUUGCCGAGAAGAUGGAGUUGGAUGCUUCGGAGAUUGACGAUUUGGAGUUGAAGGAAAUGACCGAAUGGACAGAUUUAGCCAGGAAUAAAAAGCUCGCCUCAGUUCUUUUCCUUCUGCCCGCAGGUGCCAGCAGUGUUUUAUAG
Penicillium concentricum is the source of this 222-nucleotide messenger RNA. RefSeq lists its product as uncharacterized. The transcript has 2 exons. The record is from RefSeq and is a predicted model, not a curated record. Lineage: Eukaryota; Fungi; Ascomycota; Eurotiomycetes; Eurotiales; Aspergillaceae. The coding region runs from base 1 to 222 and encodes 73 amino acids.